This is a messenger RNA of Alligator sinensis (Chinese alligator), 3820 nucleotides long. RefSeq names its product leucine rich repeats and IQ motif containing 1 (gene LRRIQ1). Gene Ontology annotation, molecular function: protein binding. The transcript is spliced from 19 exons. NCBI's taxonomy places the organism in Eukaryota, Metazoa, Chordata, Crocodylia, Alligatoridae. The annotation marks the transcript as partial. The record is from RefSeq and is a predicted model, not a curated record.
GACGCAGGGAGCUGCGCUCCGAGAUGGAGGAGGAGGAGGAGGAGGAAGAGGAUGCAAGAAUUGCAAAAGAAAUAGAAAUUGAGUUGAGCAGAAUUAAUGUUUCCUCCCUUGAAGCAGAUGAUUCUGACACGGAUUUAUCAUCAGAAGCCUCUAGUGUUGGUGAGCAAGUUUCAGAUGAAUUACCAGAAUCAGUUCUCUACUGUUUAAAUGUUAUAAAGAGAAGUCGUCAAAAUUCUGAAAAGCUUAUAUUUCAAGACUUGGAAGAUGAAGAAGCUACAAGUGAUCUCUAUGGAGCAGCUUCUAAUUGUGCUGCAGAUUACUUGGCUGAGUUGGCUUCUGAGCAUAAUGAAGAUCCAGAAGCAUUAAAAAUAAAGGUAUUGUGUGAAAUAGAGAAUGAAGAAUUACAGGCAAUUCCAAACAUUAAUGUUCAGCCUACCAGUGAAGAUGUCCCUUGCAGUAUGAUCACUGAUAAACAUUCUUUUACAGAUGAUGGUGACAUGACCUUUAGCUUUACUUACCAUGAAGUGGAAAAAAAAUGUAGACAAGAAUUUGACCUUUGGGAAAAAAGACAAAAAGUGCUAGAAAAUGAAAAAAUGGAAAGGCUGAGAGCUGAAAAGGAAACAGAGGAAAAACAAAAUGAAGAAAAAAAUGAAAGGAGACAACGGUGCUUGGAGGAAUUUGCAUCUGAGAGGAUGAAGUUAGAGAUGCUUAAUAUGGAACAAGAAGCUAGGAUGGAAGCUGAGCUAUUGAAAGAAAAUGAAGUUUGGGGAGUGAAGUGUAGGCAACAUGAGGAAUUCAUCAAAAGAUUACAACUGCAAAUGGAAAAGGAGAAAAGUAUCUUUGAAGAGCAGCAAGCAAAAGAAAGACAGCACUUAGCAAAGCAGCAGCAUACAGCAGCUGUGAAAAUACAAGCCAAAAUGAGAGCAUUUUUAGCAUACAGAAAAUAUGCACCCAUCCUAAAAGAAAGGAAAGCAGAAAUUAAAAGGAGGAAGGAGCUUAAAGAAAAAAUGGAGAAGGAAGUGAAAGAAAAGGAAGACAAAUUACGACGGCAAAUGGAGGAAAGGAAGGGGGGAAAAGAGCAGGAGAGGAAGAGACAAGAAGAAAUAGAAAGACAAAACUUUAUGGAACAAGAGAAGAGGCGUGAAGAAUAUGAAAAAAAGAAAGUAAGUCUGAAGUUUGAAAGAGAAAAACAGCUUCAAUUAAGACAGCAAGAAUCAACAAAAUUGGAAGUGAGAAUAACCAGGGACAAGAUGGCUGAAAAUAGAGAAAAAGAUGCACACAAUAGAGGAGAGGAAAAAGAGAGAGAAGAUAUAAAAGAAAUAAGAGAAGAGGAAAAGGAUCAGAAAAAACAGAUACAGGAAAUAGUUGAAGAGGAAGAUAAAGCUACUAAAAAGAUGCAAGAAGUAAAUAAUAUGGAGAUUCCGAAAGAGAGAGAACUGACAUCACCGAAACCUGGGAGGAAAGAACAAUCUUCUGAAACAAAUAUUGAAGACUUAGAUGAGAAUUCAGUGGUACAUGUAGAAAAAAGUUACUCACAAACUAUAUAUAUUGAUAAAAAUAUAAAUGCAAAUACUUUGGAUUGUGAUCCUGUUGACCUUUCUGAUGUUAAUGUAAUAGGAAAUAAGGAAAACAGUAUACUCAGCAGUCAGUAUAAUGUGAAGUCUCAUCCAGACACUGAGAAAAUAGAACACAAAGUGCAGUCUUUUAAUUUUGAAGUAAUUAAAACAUCAGAAGAUGCAAUGGGAGAAAUGCAGGUGGAACUCAUUGAAAAUGUGGAUAAAAGUGAUAAGAGCACUGAGUAUUCUGAGAAGUCAUUAACAUUUUAUGAUGAUAUUGAAAAGAAGAGACUAACAUGGAUGAAGACAUGUAAACCGUGGUCUGAAAUUUGUAGGGAAAACCAGAAAAAGAAAGAAGUUAAAAUAAGCCGGCCAAGAAAAAGCACAGCUAAUUCAAUGCCUCCAUUAAGUAUAGAAAUGAUCAUUCAGAGUGGUCCUUGGAGUGCACUCCAACAGGUCACGACACUUACGCUUCAAGAUUUGCCUGGGUGUAGCCUCUCUACGUUGUCAGAAUGCACAAAUCUUCAGUUAUUGACCCUUAGGCGAUGUGGGAUAACUGCACUGGAAGGACUAAGUAACUGCAAAGACCUCAAGUAUAUUAAUGUGGAGGAAAAUAAUAUUCAAACAAUAAAUUGUGAGAAACUGGAAAAUCUCUGCAUUCUAAAUCUGAAUAAAAAUCAGCUUUCGUCAGUUUGUGGCCUAGAUGGCUGCCAUAAUCUCCGAAAUCUUGAAUUUUCCUACAAUAGAAUUACACGAAUUGGUGGCUUAGAGUCAUUGAAAAAUCUUCAGCAACUCAUUGUGGAUCACAAUCAGAUAAUCAGCACAAAAGGUCUUUGCGAUGCACCUACACUGAUGCACAUUGACUGCUCUUUUAAUCAUCUUACUCAUCUUGCGGGCAUUGAGAAUUGUGCCAUGCUACAAAUUCUGAAGUUACAGGGCAAUAACUUAAGUGAGUUCCCAAGGUUGGAAAAUCACGUUCUGCUAAGAGAGCUGUGCUUGGAUGACAAUAGUAUCUUAACUAUGGAAGGAUUUUCUUUGUGUUGGCUGCCUUUGCUUCAGUUCCUCUCUCUCUCACAAAACAGUUUGACGGAACUUACACCCCUAUUUUCAUGCAUCUCUUUGGAGAAGCUAGAUAUCAGCAACAACUACUUGUCAGACCUUAGUAGUGUUAGCACAUGGUUUAAUGGAUGCCAUGAACUAACUGAAUUAACACUCAAUGGAAAUCCACUUCUCCAAGAAAAAAACUGGAGGUGUUCCAUACUUAAAAUACUUCCUAAUUUGCGAUUUCUUAAUGGUGAAACCCUAAAUUCUGAUAUGCAGCUCACAACUGAAAGAAUUAAGGAGUCAAAAUCACAAAGUUUUCUGGCAUUUUGUCAAGCCCAGAUUCAAGAAAUUGGUGUAUUAAAAAAGAAGUCCACUGCAUUAGGAAAUGCCUUUUCCUUUGAUGCUGCACAAAACCAAUGUUGGUAUUUUGAGGAACUCAUGAAAGUCAGUAAUGAACACCGUUAUGCACAUGAAUAUGGAGACUUCAACAUCACUGACAGAGAUGAACCAGAAGCACUGCAAAAUCAUUUAAAGGAAACAGUCACCAACAGGCUGCAGCAAAAUAACCUCUUUAUCACUGGUGCAAAGGAAAAUAAGCAGGGCUCGUUGGAUCCUUCUGAAAGAUGGAUUACUUCUGGCUACAUUCAGUCCAUUAACUCUUCAGUAUCUUUAUACCAAAAGGAAAGCAAUGAAGAGCUCAGAAUAGAACAGAAGAGUACUGAAUUUUGCCACAGUCCCAAUAGUGAAGGUGAAGAUCCCAGUAAAAUAACUGUCCAUACUAAAAGAAACACAUUCAGAGAGCCAGUUAUGGCAUGCAAAAAGGGAAGAAUUCUUCAGUGUUUUGAGCAUGAUGGACAAAACUUGGCAGCUACAAUAAUUCAGUCAUAUUGGCGAGGUUAUGUAAUUCGCAGAGAUAUUCAUUUCUACACUAGACUACAUAUAGCAGCAACAGUGAUUCAGUCUAUUUGGCGGAGGUACCAAACCAGGAGAAAAACUUCCCUCCACAAAAAAAAAUGUAAUCAAGUCUCAUACACAACAGAACAAAAGAAUAGAGCUGCCACUCUUAUUCAGGCAUUUUGGAAGGGUUUCCUUCUGAGGAAGAAACUGGCCAGUGCUCUUGCUGCUGUUAAAAGUGCUGAAGUGGAGGAUGACUAUGAAGAAGUAAAUGUGGAUGAUUUUACAUUUGAUGAAGUAAGCGUCAUUGUUAAUAUAAAACUUUC